AUGGCUGCCGUUAAUGGUGUGAACGGCUCCAAAACGCCAAAUGGCACAACCAGUGCCUGGCAAGCAAAACAGACAGUGGCUUCCCACUUCAUUGGCGGGAACAAGCUGUCCAAGGCGCCCCCGAGCAAAGUGAAGGAUUUCGUACAUGCUAGCGAUGGUCACUCGGUCAUCACAAAUGUACUGAUAGCGAAUAACGGUAUUGCUGCAGUCAAAGAAAUUCGAUCAGUCCGAAAAUGGGCGUACGAGACAUUUGGCGACGAGAGAGCCAUUCAGUUCACUGUGAUGGCUACUCCAGAAGACCUGGGAGCGAACGCCGAUUACAUCAGGAUGGCUGAUCAAUACGUCGAGGUUCCUGGUGGCACCAACAACAACAACUAUGCCAACGUCGAACUUAUCGUCGAUGUAGCCGAGCGAGUCGGCGCCCAUGCAGUCUGGGCUGGUUGGGGUCAUGCCUCCGAAAAUCCAAAGCUUCCCGAAUCUCUCGCUGCCUCGCCGAAGAAGAUUAUAUUCAUUGGUCCUCCUGGCUCUGCCAUGAGAUCUUUGGGUGACAAAAUUUCCUCUACAAUCGUUGCACAACACGCAAAAGUGCCAUGUAUACCAUGGUCUGGUGAAGGUGUUGCUGAUGUUGAGGUUGACAAGGAUGGCAUUGUUACAGUCACAGACGAGACUUAUCAGAAGGGUUGUGUCAACUCCCCGGAAGAAGGUCUCGAAGCCGCAAAGAAAAUUGGCUUCCCUGUCAUGGUCAAAGCCUCAGAAGGAGGUGGUGGAAAAGGUAUUCGAAAAGUCGAAAAUGAACAGGACUUUGUUAGCCUGUACAACGCCGCAGCUAGUGAAAUUCCAGGCUCACCAAUUUUCAUCAUGAAGCUCGCAGGCAAUGCUCGACAUCUGGAGGUUCAAUUACUGGCUGAUCAGUAUGGCAAUAACAUCUCGCUGUUCGGCAGAGAUUGCUCAGUACAGAGAAGACAUCAGAAGAUUAUCGAGGAGGCACCAGUCACAAUCGCAGGUCCAGAGAUUUUCCGUGGCAUGGAGCAGGCCGCCGUUCGCCUUGGUGAACUGGUCGGCUACGUCUCUGCCGGUACUGUUGAGUACCUUUACUCGCACGCCGAUAAUGCCUUCUAUUUCCUCGAGCUUAACCCACGUCUACAAGUCGAGCAUCCUACUACCGAAAUGGUCAGUGGUGUAAACUUGCCAGCUGCUCAGCUACAGGUUGCUAUGGGUAUUCCACUACACAGAAUCCGUGACAUUCGUUUGUUGUACGGAGUGGAUCCUCAUACUACCACUGACAUCGACUUCCACUUCACAAAGCCAGAGACCUCGAAACUUCAAAGACGACCACAACCAAAGGGUCACUGUACCGCUUGUCGUAUCACCUCUGAGGAUCCAAACGAGGGCUUCAAGCCGUCUGGAGGUACUAUUCACGAUCUCAAUUUCAGAUCGUCCUCAAACGUCUGGGGUUACUUCUCCGUCAGUUCUGCCUCAUCUAUUCACAGCUUUUCCGACAGCCAGUUCGGUCAUAUUUUUGCUUAUGGCGAGAACCGAGCUGCUUCACGAAAGCACAUGGUAGUUGCCCUGAAGGAACUGAACAUUCGUGGAGACUUCAAGACUACAGUCGAAUAUUUGAUCAAGCUGCUCGAGACUCCAGCGUUCGAAGGCAACACGAUCACAACUGGCUGGCUCGAUCAACUGAUCACCAACAAAUUGACUGCAGAGAGGCCAGAUCCAACAUUGGCUGUACUUGCUGGUGCCACCGUCAAGGCUCACGUUGCCAGCGAGGGCUGCAUCACUGAGUACCGAAAGGGCUUGGAGAAGGGCCAAGUACCUUCCAAAGAUGUUUUGAAGACUGUCUUCCCAAUCGACUUCAUCUACGAUGGCCAACGAUACAAAUUCACUGCCACCAGAUCCAGCAAAGGCAGUUACCAUCUCUUCAUAAACGGCACCAAAGCUACUGUUGGAGUCAGGCCGUUGGCCGAUGGUGGUCUUUUGAUGCUUCUUAGUGGAAAGUCACACAGUCUUUACUGGAAGGACGAGCCUGGUGCCACUCGUGUCAGCGUUGACGGCAAGACAGCUCUUCUUGAGCAGGAGAACGACCCUACACAGCUUCGAACUCCAUCUCCUGGUAAGCUGGUCAAGUUUACUGUCGAGAAUGGUGAGCACGUCAGCGCUGGUCAACCUUUCGCUGAGGUUGAAGUCAUGAAGAUGUACAUGCCUUUGAUCGCAUCAGAAGACGGUAUCGUGCAGUUCAUUAAGCAGCCAGGAGCCACUCUCGAGGCUGGCGACAUCCUUGGUAUCCUUGCUCUCGAUGACCCUUCACGUGUCAAGACUGCACAGCCAUUUAUUGGCAAGCUGCCAGAUUUCGGUCCUCCUCAAUUCCUAGGUAACAAACCACCACAAAGAUUCGCUCUGGCCUACGAUGUCCUCAACAGUAUUCUUGAGGGCUACGAUAACCAGAUCAUUAUGGCUCAGACAUUGAAAGAUCUCAUCAGUGUGCUUCGAGAUCCCGAGCUGCCAUAUGGUGAGUGGGCUGCACAAGCUUCGGCACUUCAUUCGCGAACACCUCAAAAGUUGGAUGCCCAGCUUGAAGAUACUGUGAAACGCGCUCAUGCACGCCACUCGGAUUUCCCUUCGAAGCAGCUGCUGAGAACUUUGACCAAGUUCUUGGAAGACAACCUCUCACCGGCCAAUGCUGCCACACUUCGAACCACUCUCCAACCACUACUUGAUGUCAUCAACAAAUACAUGGACGGCCUGAAAGUGCACGAGUACCGCAUCUUUACUUACUUCCUCGAUCAGUACUAUGCUGUGGAGAAGCAAUUCUGCUCUGGUGUCCUCAGAGACGAAGAUGUAAUUCUCAAGCUUCGUGAGGCAAACAAAGAGGAUGUCAUGCCAGUCGUGCAGCAGGUACUUUCUCACACCAGAGCUGCCACUAAGAACAACCUCAUCGUGGCUAUCCUGGAUGCGUACCGACCAAACCAGCCUGCUACCAGCGAUAUGGCCAAGUAUUUCAAGCCAUCUUUACGACGACUGACUGAACUUGAAGGCCGAGUCACUGCUAAGGUCGCUCUCAAAGCCCGAGAACUCUUGAUCCAAGCUGCUCUUCCUUCACUCGAGGAGAGACGAUCGCAGAUGGAGCACAUUCUCAAAUCUGCUGUCAUGCAAUCAAGCUAUGGUGAGUCUCGCCAAGGUCAUCGGGAGCCAGAUUUGGAUGUCUUGAAGGAGGUUGUUGACUCUCAGUACACUGUCUUUGACGUGUUGCCAUCGUUCUUUGCUCAUUCAGAUCCAUGGAUUGGCCUUGCUGCUUUGGAAACAUAUAUUCGACGAGCUUAUCGUGCCUAUACUGUAAAAGAGGUGGAGUAUCACAAUGACGUGGAACCACCCUUUUACCUCUCGUGGGACUUUGUGCUUCGACGUGUUGGUCAGUCUGAAUUUGGUCUGCCACUACAAUCGUCCUACCCAUCACAGCCUGGGACACCAGCACGCAGCACCGAUGCCUUCAAGCGAGUCACAUCUGUCAGCGAUCUUUCAUACUUGAAUAAGGUCAUGGAUCCUGAUGAGCCCACCAGAAAGGGUGUCAUCGUUGCUUGUCAAUACCUUGACGACGCUGACGAGGUGAUGGCUCGUGCACUUGAGGUCUUCCCCAGAGGUGUAGCCUCACGACCUAGCGUCUCGUCACUCGCUCUACCAAGUGAGCGUCGUGGAUCAACCAAGCCUAAUGUCGACGAUGACAGUGACCUUACUGGUGUCCUGAACAUUGCCAUUAAGAAUGAUGAAGGCAUGAACGACGAAGACUUGCUUGGCCGAGCCGCAGCACUGAUUGACGAUUACAAGGGUGACCUUGCAGCACGAAAGAUUCGACGAGUUACAUUCAUCUGCGGUCACAAGGAAGCUGCUUAUCCAGGCUACUUCACAUUUAGAGGACCCCUCUACAACGAAGACCUUGGCAUGCGACACGUCGAACCUGCACUUGCUUUCCAACUUGAGCUUGGACGUCUCUCAAGAUUCCAGAUCAAGCCUGUCUUCACGGAGAAUCGCAACAUUCAUAUCUUCGAGGCUUAUGGAAAAGGCAAUGAGAAUGACAAGGUCAUUGACAAGCGCUACUUUACACGUGCUGUCGUGCGCCCAGGUCGAUUGAAGGACGACAUUCCUACUGCCGAGUAUCUCAUUGCUGAGACUGACCGACUGGUCAACGAUAUUCUUGAUGCUCUUGAGAUUAUUGGCAACAACAACUCGGAUCUCAACCACAUCUUCAUCAAUUUCACUCCAGUUUUCCCACUUCAGCCAAAGGAUGUUGAAGAACAGCUUGCUGGUUUCUUGGAACGAUUUGGUCGAAGACUUUGGCGCCUUCGUGUAACGAACGCUGAGCUUCGUAUUCUGUGCACUGACCCAGAAUCCGGACUGCCAUUCCCUCUCCGUGUUAUCAUCAAUAACACAUCUGGAUUUGUGGUCAAGGUCGAGUCGUAUGUCGAACGAAAGUCGAAGAAUGGAGACUGGAUCUUCGAGAGUAUUGGCGGCACCCAAGUGGGAGCCAUGCACAUGCGACCAGUGUCGACACCAUAUGCUAUCAAGGAGUGGCUACAGCCCAAGCGAAACAAGGCUCAUUUAAUGGGAACCCAAUAUGUUUACGACUUCCCAGAGCUGUUCAGGCAAGCUAUUCAGAACAGCUGGUCCAAGGCUACUGCCAAGUAUCCUGCCCUGGCCGAAUCACGACCUGAAGUUGGCACUUGCAUCGAUUACAAGGAACUCGUGCUCGACGAUGCCGACAACCUAAGCGAGGUUGCACGUGAGCCAGGCACCAACAAUUGCGGUAUGGUCGGCUGGCUUAUCACAGCUAGGACACCUGAAUAUCCUCGAGGACGACGAUUUGUUGUGGUUGCCAACGAUAUCACGUACCAAAUUGGUUCAUUUGGUCCGACAGAAGAUGCGUUCUUCAACAGGUGCACUGAACUCGCUCGCAAGCUUGGUGUACCACGCAUCUACCUGUCCGCCAACUCCGGUGCUCGUAUUGGUAUGGCUGACGAGCUCAUCCCACACUUCUCGGUCGCCUGGAAUGAUCCCAAUAACCAAAAUGCUGGUUUCAAGUACCUCUACCUAACACCAGCAAAGAGAAAGACCCUGGCAGAAAAGGAUGUGCUCACUGAAGAGAUCGAAGACGAAGGAGAAACCCGACACAGGAUCGUCACGAUUGUUGGUGCCAAGGAUGGUCUUGGUGUUGAAUGUUUGCGAGGCUCUGGUCUCAUCGCUGGUGCCACAUCCAAGGCAUACGAAGAUAUCUUCACAUUGACUCUGGUCACUUGCCGAUCGGUCGGUAUUGGUGCUUACCUUGUCCGACUUGGCCAACGUGCCAUCCAGAUUGAGGGUCAGCCAAUUAUCCUCACUGGUGCACCUGCCUUGAACAAGGUAUUGGGACGCGAGGUGUACACCUCCAACCUCCAGCUUGGUGGCACACAAAUCAUGUACAAGAAUGGUGUCUCCCAUAUGACGGCGAACGACGACUUCCAGGGUGUGGAACAGAUUGUUGAUUGGCUCUCAUUCGUGCCAGACAAGAAAGGCAACCCUGUUCCGAUCAGUCCCUCUGUUGACCUCUGGGAUCGAGACAUCACGUUCUUCCCACCAGGUCGAUCGGCACCGUAUGAUGUCCGUCACCUCAUCGCAGGUGCCGAGACUGCAGAUGGUUUCCAAUCUGGUCUCUUCGACAGAGGAUCUUUCACCGAAGCACUUGGUGGCUGGGCGAGAACCGUCGUUGUUGGUCGUGCUCGUCUUGCCGGUAUUCCAAUGGGUGUCAUCGCAGUUGAGACUAGAACUGUUGAGAACGUCACACCUGCAGACCCUGCCAACGCUGACUCUAUGGAGCAAGUCGUGCAAGAAGCUGGCGGUGUCUGGUAUCCGAAUUCCGCCUUCAAGACUGCUCAAGCCCUCAAGGACUUCAACUACGGUGAGCAGUUGCCGGUCAUGAUUCUGGCCAACUGGCGUGGUUUCUCUGGUGGUCAGCGAGACAUGUACAACGAAGUGCUCAAGUACGGAUCGUACAUUGUCGAUGCUCUUGUCAAGUACGAGCAGCCUGUAUUUGUCUACAUUCCACCAUUCGGUGAGCUUCGUGGUGGUUCCUGGGUCGUUGUUGAUCCUACCAUCAAUCCUGAGCAGAUGGAGAUGUAUGCUGAUGAGGACGCUCGUGGAGGUGUUCUAGAGCCAGAAGGUAUUGUUGGUAUCAAAUACCGCAAGGAGAAGCAGCUUGAGACCAUGGCCAGAUUGGAUCCAGAAUAUGCUCAACUUAGGGCACAGUCUGUUGCUAAGGGCAUCACUGCUGAGCAGGCAUCCGAGAUCAAGUCCAAGAUGACUGAGCGAGAGAACCUGCUAGGACCAGUCUACCAGCAGGUUGCGAUCCAGUUCGCGGACUUGCACGAUCGAGCUGGUCGUAUGCAAGCCAAGGGUGUCAUUCGAAUGGGUCUUCACUGGAAGAAUGCACGACGAUUCUUCUACUGGCGUCUUCGACGAAGACUUUCUGAGGAGGUCAUGCUCAAGAGAAUGUCUUCCGUCAACAGCGCAACACCGUUGACAUCGGCUGAGCGUAUCGUUCAGCGAGACCAACAUCUUGCAAUGCUCAAGGCGUGGUCUGGUAUGCUCGAUGUUGAGUUCGAUCGUGAUGACAAGAAGGUCGCCGAGUGGUACGAGAGCCACAGAAAGGACAUCUACGCUAGAGUUGAUGCUGUCAAGAGCGAUGCAAUCAGCAAGAAGGUUGCAGAGUUGAUGAUGGCAAACAAGGAAGGUGGCUUGAAGGGUGUUAGAGAAGUGCUCAGCUUAGUUCCUACAAGCGAGCGAGACAACUUGGUCAGGUACCUGACAGGUGCUUAA
Messenger RNA from Lithohypha guttulata, 6846 nucleotides. RefSeq names its product acetyl-coenzyme-A carboxylase (gene ACC1). The coding region runs from base 1 to 6846 and encodes 2281 amino acids. Gene Ontology annotation, molecular function: acetyl-CoA carboxylase activity; metal ion binding; ATP binding. The transcript is spliced from 3 exons. Gene Ontology annotation, cellular component: mitochondrion. NCBI's taxonomy places the organism in Eukaryota, Fungi, Ascomycota, Eurotiomycetes, Chaetothyriales, Trichomeriaceae. Gene Ontology annotation, biological process: fatty acid biosynthetic process. The record is from RefSeq and is a predicted model, not a curated record.